Molecule: messenger RNA, 558 nt
Organism: Punctularia strigosozonata HHB-11173 SS5
Lineage: Eukaryota; Fungi; Basidiomycota; Agaricomycetes; Corticiales; Punctulariaceae
Exons: 3
Coding region: 1-558 (185 amino acids)
Biological process (GO): trehalose metabolic process
Molecular function (GO): alpha,alpha-trehalase activity
Source: RefSeq, a predicted model, not a curated record
AUGAGCGUGACUUCUCCCAAUGAUUGGCUGCAAUAUGGAAUGGGCGGGCACAACAUCGAAGCAAACACGAUCCUAUACCACACCUUGAACCAAUUGUCGUCUUUGGCCGCCGCUCUGAACGAAAGCAGCCUCGCCGCCUCGUGGACCCAGACUGCCUCCACCCUCAAGUCGUCCGCCAACACGCUCCUCUGGGAUGACUCCGCCGGGAUGUACCGUGACAACGAAACGACAACGCUCCACCCCCAAGACGGCAACGCCUGGGCCGUUGUCGCCCAUCUCACCCUCAGCGCAAUCCAGUCCCGCUCCAUCAGCUCCGACCUCGCCAUGCGCUGGACGGCGUACGGCACCCCGACGGCGGAGGCGGCAGAUGCGAUCUCGCCCUUCAUAUCCGGCUUUGAGCUGCAGGCUCACGUCUUUGCGGGCAAGUGGGGCUUCAUGCUCGACGACCCGCGGAUGAUGAAUAGCACGUUCAUACAGGGCUACUCGGCCACUGGCGCGCUGCUCUACGCGCCGUACAGCCUCGACGCACGUAUCAGCCGCGCGCUGGUUCCUCACUAG